AUGGUUACCUCAGGUGCUCUGCCUCGGUCUAUACGCUGUUGGACCUGGACAGUAGUAUCGAGGUGGUAGAGGCGGAUGUACCAUACUGCUCUUUCCCCCUAUCUUUGGCACCAGGGCCCGUGUUCAUCUUUGCAUUUUUCCUUACCAGUAUAUUACCAACGUCGAUUGGAACUGAACUGCAGUCUUUUGCAUUGUCCUCAACCUGUGGGUUGUAGUAUUUACAAUGAAUCAAGACAAGUCUUCGCAAGUCACCACUGGUCCACUUCCCAAGAGUGUAAAGGUGCGAACGACCUGCAAUGCUUGCCAGCAGGCGAAAAUUCGAUGCAGCCAUGAGAAACCCUCAUGUUUACGAUGCCAAAAGCACAACUACAGCUGUAUCUACAGCAUUUCUCGACGAUUAGGGAGACCGGCCAAGAAAAAAGAUACUGCAACGAAUGGAAACCAUUUCAACAUGCCAAAGCAUGCCCGAGGUCCUUUGGACAAGAGAUUCCGUGGGUACCCCAGAAAGAAGAGGAUUAUAGAGGAGCCGGUGCACGAAGUCAGGGCGAAUCUAUCAAGCUACCAGUGUGUCAAUGAGAGAGCGAUGCUUGACAACAAUGCAAGCGAAAGCCUCGAAAACCUUGGUGUGAAUGAUGCAAGUCUACACCAAGACUGCUUUAUGGAUCCUAAUCAUUCCGACGGCAACGACCUAUCUUCAGAUAAUUGGCUGCAGGAGUUCAUGUCGAAUUCUGUCGCGGAUUUAGUGCAGGAGCGCGAACUGCUAGACUCCCUCGGCCCGAGCAACAACAAGACCGAGAGCGUCAACAACACGAGUCCCUCUCAUUCAAGCCACUUUACAAGCCCAUCAAGAAGUUUCCUUACGACGGACUCUCAAGACCAAGCCCCAGAGUGCUACUAUCUGGCUCCGAGCAACUUCCCUAGCCAUAGCCAGUCCCCUGCGGAUGACGCCCACGGACCUGCAGACAGCCGGACCUCUGACCUUGAAGCUUUGAAGAAAGACUCUCUCGCCUGGCUACAGCCGGCUACCUCGUCUAUCGAUAGUAUUCCACCAACGGUAACAAGAGCGAUGUCAGCGACGGAGCCUUUCGGCAGUUUCAUCCCAACGAGAGCUCCGAAGCUUAACAACGCCUACAGCUAUGUGCCAGAACACUUCAAGACAAAUUCCACCAUGCCUAGUCUCCAAUACCAGUGCCAAUGCCACGAACCGACGAUACGCGAGUUGAUUCAGGUUAACAACUUUGCAUCGCGUGCGGGACCUGCAGCUACGAUUGACUCCAUCUUGAAUUGUCAACGCGUGCUGCAGCAACUUUCGCACACCAUCCUUCAAUGCAACCUAUGCUCCCGUACCUGGAUCAAUCUAUUGAUGAUGGUCGUGGUCAGCAUUGACAGCCUAGUGACCGCUCUAGAGGCCAUUAUAUCCCUGGACAGCGGACUUGCAGAAAGGCUGUUCGCGGAGAACCCUGAGCCACUCCCUACAAGUAACAGGCCCGAUAACAUUCCCAGCGCGAACUUUGGACGAUGCCGGGCAAGCAGCCUUUAUCUGAAGACACAGGUGGAUGCCUGUCCGUUAGUGGUAGGAGGAUUCUGUGUUCCAUUUGAGGACAAAUUUCUUUUCAUAGCCCAGGUGCUGUACCUCCGGUUAUCAGAGUUGCAGAUGACCGUGCGUCGCAUCCGUCUAUGUACGCAAGAAGUUUUGGCAGUUCCUGCUGCCCGGGGCAGGCUGGGAAUGAUAAUGGAGACCGAUCAGCGGCUGGAGCUGAUUAUGAUGAAGACUAAAUUGCUAGCACAGUCAUGAUUUAUACUCGCUUAUCUCAAUCGUACAUCACUUUCGGCUCAG
This is a messenger RNA of Aspergillus brunneoviolaceus CBS 621.78, 1837 nucleotides long. RefSeq names its product Zn(II)2Cys6 transcription factor domain-containing protein. Gene Ontology annotation, molecular function: DNA-binding transcription factor activity, RNA polymerase II-specific; zinc ion binding. Bases 224 to 1795 code for a protein of 523 amino acids. Gene Ontology annotation, biological process: regulation of DNA-templated transcription. The record is from RefSeq and is a predicted model, not a curated record. NCBI's taxonomy places the organism in Eukaryota, Fungi, Ascomycota, Eurotiomycetes, Eurotiales, Aspergillaceae. The transcript is spliced from 2 exons.